Rangifer tarandus platyrhynchus (Svalbard reindeer) is the source of this 1569-nucleotide messenger RNA. The record is from the annotation of a GenBank genome assembly. NCBI's taxonomy places the organism in Eukaryota, Metazoa, Chordata, Mammalia, Artiodactyla, Cervidae.
AUGGAAGCACUCCUGGAGGGCGCCGCUCCCCAGAGCUCCGAGUCAGGGGGAAACCCCAAACCCGAGGGUAGUUUCAAGGUCAGGCCGGAGAACCCGGAAAGCUGCCUGAAGCAGGAGGCCCGCAAGGAAGACCCCACCGGGGACAGGGUGCCCGAGCAGGAUGAGCUAGCCGCCGGAACCCCCGAGACCAGCUGCAGCCCCCCGACUCCCCUCCAGAGGCACGGUGCCCCAAGAAAGCGCAGGACCCUGAAGAAGGCAGCCGCCAGCGUGGAGGCGGCGGCGGCGGCGGAGCGAGGGGGCGGCGGCCCCAGCAAGCCGUGGAAGUGUGGGGAUUGCGGCAAGGCCUUCAGCUACUGCUCGGCCUUUACGCUGCACCAGAGGACGCACACCGGGGAGAAGCCGUUCCCCUGCGCGGACUGCGGCCGCGCCUUCAGCCAGAGCGCGCACCUGGCGCAGCACCGGCGCGUGCACACCGGCGAGCGGCCCUUCGCCUGCGCCGAGUGCGGCAAGGCCUUCAGCCAGGGCUCCUACCUGGCGGCGCACGGGCGCGUGCACACGGGCGAGCGGCCCCACCGCUGCGCCGACUGCGGCAAGGCUUUCGCGCGCCCCACGCACCUGGCGCAGCACCGGCGCGUGCACACCGGCGAGCGGCCCUUCGCGUGCGGCCAGUGCGCCAAGGCCUUCCGCAGCCGCUCGUCGCUGCGGGAGCACCAGCGCAUCCACACAGGCGAGAAGCCCUUCGCCUGCGCGCGCUGCGACAAGGCCUUCCGCUUCUCGUCGGCGCUGCUCCGCCACCAGCGCACGCACACGGCCCAGCGGCCCUACGCGUGUGGCCAGUGCGCCAAGGCCUUCACGCAGGCCGCGCACCUGGCGCAGCACCGCGGCGUGCACACGGGCGAGAAGCCCUUCGCCUGCGCCGAGUGCGGCGCUCGCUUCAGCCAGAGCGCCUCGCUCACUGAGCACCGGCGCAUCCACACGGGCGAGAAGCCCUUCGCCUGCGCGCAGUGCGGCAAGGCCUUCACUCAGGUGUCGCACCUGAGCCGCCACCGGCGCACUCACACCGGCGAGCGGCCCUACGCGUGCGGGGCCUGCGGCCGCGCCUUCAGCAACAGAUCACAUCUGGUGCAGCACCACCUGGCGCACACGGGCGCGCGGCCCUACAAGUGCCCCGAGUGCGGCGCCGCCUUCGGCCACGUGUCCUCCCUGCUCGAGCACCAGAAAGUGCACACGGGCGAGAAGCCCUUCCGCUGCGGCGACUGCGGCCGCGCCUUCAGCCACGGCUCGUCGCUGACGCUGCACCGCCGGACGCACACGGGAGAGCGGCCCUACGCCUGCCCCGAGUGUGGCAAGGCGUUCAGCAACCGCGCCUACCUGGUCCAGCACCACAUCGUGCACACCGGCGAGAAGCCCUACGAGUGCGGUGGCUGCGGCAAGGCCUUCAGCUUCUCCUCCGCGCUCAUCCGGCACCAGAAGACGCACGCCGCGGGCAAGAAGGCGGGGGGACUGCUCGGCCCCACGGCCGCAGCCUCCUCCACACCCGAGCUCCCGGCCGGAGGAGGAGCCUGCUGA